AUGGAUACUGAUUUAGCUUAUUGUCUUGAAAGAUUCAUUGAUGAUCAGAUAGAAUUAAUAGAUCAAAAUUUGGAAACCAUCGAACAAAAUGAAGCUCAUGAAUAUGCCAAAAUAGACGAAUUAAUGUUAUCAGAAAAUCCAACAACAACAGCAACAACAACAGAAGCAACUCCAAUAAGCCAAAGUACACAUGAAGAAGAUGCAGCCAUUGUUCAACGUUUCGUUAGCGAUCUACUUGAUACUGUAAAUAAUGAUAGUGCUGCAAGUAGUCCGAAUGAUUUAAAAGAUUCUUUAGAUGAAUUACGUUCGGAACUCACAAAACAGAUAGAUGAAUGCAUGGAGUUUAUAGUUCGAAUUCGCAAAUUAGCUAGACCUAUACUUGGUUCGACUAAUUUCGUGACACAAUGUAGAGAAUUUACCAAUCGAUUAAGUGCGGAAAAGAAAUCUGAAAAAAAUUUUACAGAUUUAUGUCAAAUUAUAGAAACAAGUGAUUUUCGUAGUGUUGUUGAAAAUAUUCAAAAUUGGUGGAAAGAAACAUACGGGUCUUCUAUAAAUGAAAUUAUUCAUUUAAAUAAACGAUAUAAUCCUGGUAUUAACAAUAACGAUAUGGUUAUUUUACCACCACGAUGUUCAAUAAUAUUAUGUGCAAAAAGAAUUAUCUCGAUUCGUAAUAUGGAAUCAAACGCUGAUUCACGAAAGCAUGAUAUUGUAUGUGAAUUCGUUCGAGAAAUUCAAUCGAUUGAUGAUAUCAAUAGACAAGAAAUCAGUGCUGAUGAUCUCAUUGUACAACUGGAUAACAGUGAUAUUAAUAGUGCUAUUGAAUUUGCAAAUAAUUGGUUGAGUAAACGAGACGCUAUUCGUGAUAAACAAAAAGAAGAAGAACAAUAUCUUUCAACAACAUCAUGUAUUCACCACGAUGAUGGUCUUUCACUCAUAAAAGUUACAGUUUAA
Molecule: messenger RNA, 951 nt
Organism: Rotaria sp. Silwood1
Lineage: Eukaryota; Metazoa; Rotifera; Eurotatoria; Philodinida; Philodinidae
Source: the annotation of a GenBank genome assembly